Molecule: messenger RNA, 8587 nt
Organism: Saccostrea cuccullata (small rock oyster)
Lineage: Eukaryota; Metazoa; Mollusca; Bivalvia; Ostreida; Ostreidae
Product: A disintegrin and metalloproteinase with thrombospondin motifs 9-like
Exons: 40
Coding region: 61-5817 (1918 amino acids)
Biological process (GO): proteolysis; extracellular matrix organization
Cellular component (GO): extracellular matrix
Molecular function (GO): metalloendopeptidase activity; zinc ion binding
Source: RefSeq, a predicted model, not a curated record
GCUAAGGUUUAGAGUGAGAAGACAAACCGAUGGAAUUAAAGGGGAAACAAUGAAAAAACAAUGGCAUUUAAACUUUUAUACCAAAUUCAUUAUUUGCUAUUUGUUCCAAUGCUAAUUUAUGGCCAAAAGCAAACUCGCGAGGGUAAUGGUGCAGGUUUACGAGAAGUAGUCUAUCCGGUGCGAAUCGGGCGACAUGGAAAUACUCACAGUACACACUUUAUAUCAAAAAGAAGUUCUAGUUAUGUGCAAAAUUUUGAUUCAAACGUUCAAUAUGUGCUCCCAGCCUUUGGGAGAAAUUUUUCUUUGGACCUUUCUUAUAACAAGGAGUUUAUAGCACCGACAUUAGUAGUGCAAUAUUUUUCUAGAAAUAAUACAUGGUUUAAUGAGAGCUAUGAGAAUGUUGGACUGUCACGGUGUUUCUAUACGGGUCGGAUUAACCAAGAUUUAAAUUCGAGGGCUGUAUUCAGCCUGUGUGACGGUCUGACGGGAGCCUUCCAAUUUCAAGGAGAGAAGUAUAUAAUAGAACCAAGUUCAGAGCUUAGACCAUCGACAUCAGGAAGUCUGCCUCAUUACAUCUACAAACAUUCACAUGUACAUAAAAAUAGAACCCAAGAAUCUCACUGUGAUGUACAAGAAAAUUAUAAGCACACUAGAAGGAAAGUGGAAGAUGAAGUUAGGCUUAAAAAUACAGUAGAUGAGAAUUCUUCAUUUAAUUCCGAAAGUGCAAAUACUCUUGUAAAUAAUUCAUCUGUAAAUGAUUCAUCAAAAUCGUCAUCAUCCCAGUCAUCAUUAAAAUCAUCGCCUUUUCGUCAUCAUCUCCAGAAGCGUUCAACUUCAUAUAAACGCAAUGUGGAAGUUAUGGUUGCUGCCGACAAUAAAAUGUUACAGUACCAUGGAAAUGACCUUGAAAGAUACAUCUUGACCUUGAUGGCAAUAGUUGCAGGCAUAUACCGAGAUUCAUCAGUUGGCAAUUACAUCAACAUCGUGGUGGUGAAAAUAGCUGUGUUUAGAUCAGAACAAGAUGGGCCUCGAGUAACCUCAAAUGCUGCUGCCUCCCUCAAAGACUUCUGCACCUGGCAAUAUGUGAACAACCCCUCAGAUGACAGUGACCCGGACCAUUACGACACAGCUGUUCUUAUUACAAGACAGAACAUUUGCAGAUCCCGAUACAAGUGUGAUACGUUAGGACUUGCAGAACUAGGGACUAUGUGUGACCCCCGGAGAAGUUGCUCCAUCAUUGAAGAUAAUGGUAUCAGUGCUGCUUACACCAUUGCACAUGAGCUAGGACACGUGUUCAGUCUGCCCCAUGAUGAUGACAAGCGAUGUAAGAAGUAUUUAAAGGGACCUUACUCGGACCAUAUCAUGUCCCCCACACUGGACCACAACACAAGUCCCUGGACCUGGUCUCACUGUAGCUCCUCCCUCAUCACACGCUUCAUUGAUGCAGGUUCAGCGGAAUGUUUAUUGGAUCGCCCUGGAAGACGAAGAGAACGAUCUGAGAAAGGGGAACCAGGUGAACUGUAUGGCAUUGACAAACAGUGUGCCCUCAUGUUUGGACCAAACUUCAAGAUCUGUCCAUAUAUGUUGGACUGUAAGAGACUGUGGUGUACAGAUAGCAAAUCCAAAUCUAAAGGCUGUAAGACUCUCCACAUGCCCUGGGCAGACGGCACCAGAUGUGGGAUGGGCAAGUGGUGCCAACAAGGAGCUUGUGUGGCAAAAUCGAUUCCCAAACGAAUUGAUGGAAGCUGGGGUGUGUGGGAAAUGUACGGUGACUGUACCACGUCCUGUGGGGGAGGGGUCAGAAUGGCCAUCCGCAAAUGUAACAACCCUGAGCCAGCCAAUGGUGGUCGGUAUUGCACCGGACGCAGAACCCGAUAUAAAUCGUGCAACACCAAGCCGUGUGACCCAGGCAGUAAAGAUUUUCGUGAAAUCCAAUGUUCAGCUUUCGACAACAGCCUGAAAUUUCAAGGCCUGCCUUCCAAUGUCAGAUGGGUCCCAAAGUAUGCAGGAAUUCGCUUGAAGGAUGUUUGUAAGCUAUACUGCCGUGCUUCCUCCAGUUCUGCCUACUACCUUCUAAAAGACAAAGUUGUAGAUGGAACCAAGUGUGGACCAGAUACUUUUGAUAUGUGUGUCAAUGGCAUGUGCCAGAAAGCUGGCUGCGACAACAAACUGGGCUCCAACAUGGUGGUAGACAGAUGUGGUAUUUGUGGUGGCGAUAACUCGACAUGCCGCAUGGAGCGAGUCUUCAACCGCUUCAACCUGGUUAACUUGACUUAUGGAUACAACUAUGUUCAUACCAUUCCGACUGGAGCUAGAGAAAUUGUGAUAAAACAGCACGGCGUAGUGUCGGGACUUGAUGAAGAUGGCAAUUUUUUGGCUCUAAAAAAUCAGACUCAGCGGUUCAUUUUGAAUGGCAACAAGACCAUUAAUGUGGCUAAGACGAGGAUUCGUGUGACUGGGGCCUGGAUAGAAUACAGCGGCUCAGGAGCAGUGGUAGAAAAGAUCAACGCCACGGGACCAAUACAAGAGAGUAUCUCACUAUGGGUGUUAUCAGUUGGAGAGUUAUUUCCCCCUAAUAUAGAGUACACCUACGUCCUUAAUGUGGAGUCUCGGUUUGUGUGGAGUAGUGAGGGGCCGUAUGGACCCUGUAACAGUACAUGCCAAGGUUACAGAAAGAGGACUGUUGUGUGCGUUAGUGAUGAUGAAGAGAAGAUUAUUGUCUCAGAUAAAAAAUGUGAACGUCUUGAUAUUUCCAAGCCAAUCCCAAGAGCGGAGCGCUGCAAUAUGGAGUGUACUCUUAGGUGGGAGGCUGAGAGACAUGAGUGUUCAGCGAGAUGUGGAGAAGGGGUGUCUAAACAGACCGUGAGGUGUAUCAAGAAGACCAACUGGAGGGAGGAGGAGGUGUCUGGGGACCAGUGCCGGGGGUCAGGGCACCGCCCCGGGGACCUCGUCAUGUGUACAGGAGAGUGUAACCCAACACAGUGGCAGUACACAGAGUGGUCCAGGUGCACCAAGACUUGUGGAGGGGGGUUCCAGGAACGGGUAGGAAGGUGUAUGGAUUAUCGUCAGAAUGAGCUUCCAGACACCGAGUGUGACGACACAGGCAAGGUGAUGAUCCAGAAAUGUAACGAACAACCCUGUCCAGAGUGGCAUGCCAGUGUCUGGAACGGGUGUUCUCAUACAUGUGGAGCUGGCAUCCGACACAGAAAGAUCUACUGUUACCAAGGCAAGAGUAAAGUGCCGGAGAAGGAGUGUGACCGAGACAGCCGCCCCUCUAACAUGGAAGUGUGUAACCAGGGGCCCUGUCCUAUCUGGCACACCUCAGGCUGGGAGAGGUGCUCUGUAAGCUGUGGACAUGGAGUUUCAGUCAGAAAUGUCCAGUGUCGAAGCAUGGAGGGCCAAAUCCUACGUGGCGGAAUCUGUGACCCCUCAAGCCGACCUUACGACACGAGGAAAUGUUACAUGGGACCCUGCCCACUUCAACCCCGACUGAAAUUUGUAAAGCAGACAAAGUCCCCCCAAAUGAUGGACAUAAUGACCACUACUUCUAGUACUAUUACCACCACCACUACAGCAAGAGAUACAACAACCACACAGGAGCUAGUCAAAUGGAGAACCAGUGAUUGGUCUCAGUGUUCUGUAACAUGUGGGGAGGGGAGGAGGAACCGCUUUGUGAGGUGUGAGGAUGCCCAGGGGUACGUGAGGAGCCCCUCCCUCUGCAGUCAGCUGGACCGCCCCAUCAGCUCCAAGGCCUGCUCUGAACGACCUUGUGGGUACUGGAGGUCAGGACACUGGGGCCAGUGCAGUGUGUCUUGUGGGGAGGGAAAGAGGGUGAGGCAGGUCAUCUGUUUUAACUACAACCACCAGCGAACGUCAGACCACCAGUGCAAUGCCGCGAUCCGGCCCGAGACCGCGCGUAAAUGUCAGAUGACGGACUGUCCAGGGGAGAUGGUGUCAGAGGUACCGACGAUAAGUACGACCUCCCCACCCCCCUCUGUUGACUGGAGAACUGGACCGUGGACCAAGUGUUCAGUUACCUGUGACUCUGGCUGGCAGAGAAGGUUGGUUGUAUGUCUGUCUAACAAUGACCACAGUGAAAAAUGUGACGUCGAGCGCAAACCAGAGGAAACUCGAGUCUGUAACAUGCCUCAGUGUCCAUCAUGGAAAACAGGGCUUUGGUCUCAGUGCUCAAAGACCUGUGGUGGAGAUGGGAUACAAAGUCGGAGAGUCACCUGUGAAGUGGGCAACAAUCACAUUCUACAAGACACCAUGUGUAACAACACACAGCGCCCAAUUGUCAGGCAGGCCUGUAACAACGGCCCAUGCCAGACCAAACGUCGCUGGAAGGUGGACCCUUGGCAAUCGUGUUCAGUGACGUGUGGCAGAGGACACCAACAGAGGACAAUCACGUGUGUCAAUGAUUCCGGGGAGGAGCAGGACCCCUCACAGUGCCUCGCCAGUAAACCCCGCAGCGUCAAACAGUGUCACAUGGGGCGCUGUCCAAAAUGGCACAGGGAAAAGUGGUCUCGUUGCUCAGUUACCUGUGGUAAAGGCCUGAAAACUCGCACAUUGACUUGUAAGACCCGACACUUCCAAGUGGUGGAUUCUGCCUACUGCAGCAGUACCCGCAAACCCAAAACUCAGAAAGUCUGUACCAGACGGCCAUGUUCUGACUACUCCUGGAGGAGGGCACCAUGGAGCCAGUGCUCCCAGACCUGUGGUUUUGGAACAAAAGAUCGGGAAGUGUACUGUAUUGAUCGUCGUGGACGGCGAGUGGAUGAUUUACUGUGUGGGAACCAGCACAAACCAAAAUCACGACGACGCUGUAACGAGUUCCCCUGUCCCUAUAUCUGGAAUACAUCACCCUGGUCAAAAUGUAAUGCUACAUGCGGUGAGGGAAUGCAGACCAGAUCUGUUGUAUGUCAGGCGGUGACCAAGGAGGGGUGGAUCCUACCCGGAUCCGUGCCUUACGGAUGUCGCCCAGAGGAGAAACCACCUACCACACAGACCUGUAACUUUGGAGACUGUGGCUCCCCCCACCACUGGGUCGUGGGGUCAUGGGGAAAGUGCUCCUCCCGGUGUGGGUGGGGGAAGCAGCGUCGCCUGGUACUGUGUGUGGACGUCCUUGGUAGACGCCGGUCUCGUAAACAGUGUGCCCCAGACCUAAGGCCUACAGCACAACAAAAGUGCUACACUGGACCAUGUUAUGCGCGAUCUUGUUUAGAGCUGAAGGAGAAAACAAAGAUUCGACAUGAUGAUACAUACAGUAUACUAGUCAAACGACGAAUAUUGCAGAUAUACUGCAAGAACAUGAGAAAACAACCAUCUGAAUACAUCACUCUUCCAGCUGGAAAUAAUUUUGCUGAGAUAUAUGGACUGAAACUACAACGACCAAAUCAUUGUCCAAAUAAUGGCACACGAUCUGACGACUGUGAAAAAUGCCGGGAUAAUCAUUAUAAAGAGGAAGGCAACACAACGUACACCAAAAUACGGAUAGACCUCGCAUCACUAAAAAUCAUCACCAAUGACACUACCUUUACCACAGGCAGCUAUGGAAGAAGGAGCAUUCCAUUCGCAACAGCAGGGGACUGUUACAGUUCACAGGGUGAUUGCCCACAGGGUCAGUUCAGUAUAAACUUGGCAGGGACUGGAUUUAUUGUAUCUAAGAAUACCAGCUGGAUUUUACAUGGUCUCAAUGCCUCCAAGAAGAUUCAAAUCUUGAAUGAUGGUGAGAUGGUACGGGGUCAGUGCGGGGGCUACUGUGGAAAGUGUCUACCUGACCCCACCACUGGACUCCAACUGGACACCAGACACUGACCAAUGCCAACAUUAGGUACCUGGUAUAUCAAAUAAAAUAAAUCUUGCCGAGUUCUUGCACCUGACUCACUAUUCCGUCCUUGGAUACUUACAAAUGUCUCGAGAAGUCUCAGUUGUAUUCAGGUUGUCAAGGACAUCCUCAAGGGAACACAGGGUGAGAUGCAUUGAGGUCAAAGGUCGAAGGUCGAGAAACAGAGGUGUUAUAAGCCUUAGUAAUCCCCUCUUCUCCAGAGUGUUGGUUGACAGAGGACCUCAAAGCUGUACCACGGGAAAUUCUGAUCUCCAAGUGAACUGAUAUUUAACUUCUGUGUAUGAGAAACCCAUUUAUUCCUUACCAUGCAUUAUUCAUAACUGAUAUUGUAUAUCAUGCAUGUAACUCACAAUCACAUAUACAUCUUGUCUUCUCAGAAAAUGAAAUGUGGAGUCUAUACUGAUGUUAAAGUUUUUGCUUAGAGUUAUAUGUUAGAUAAGUAUAAGCACUGGUGAAGAGUUCCAACGCUGUAGCUUCAUUGACGGAACUCCCCUCUUUUAAAUUUAGAAAAGAAACAUUUGUGACUAUAACAUAGCUACAACAAGAACAUUUAACAGUCACAAAUACAGAUUUACAGGGUAAUGUCCUACGACAAGACAUAACUUGAUCUUUUAUGAUGAGAAAAAAAUAUGUGGGUAUCACAUAUAUGUAAAAGGCCAGUUUUUAAUGUUUUACGAGAUUGUUUUCAUCAUAUCAUGUUUAUCCUAAACUAAAGAAAAACUACAUUAUAUUGUAUAUUUUACUUUUUAUAUAAGAAUGUAGUGUACAAGUGCAAUAUUUAUUUCUAAGUUAUAAGAAGUGUUAAAUUUUGUUUUCUGUACAAAUGUAUAUAGUGCUGAACACAUGAUCAAAGUCCUACUUUUUAAGUAUACACGUAUAUUUGAAGAAAGUUCAUGAAGUGACACAAUAUUUUUGACACUUUUAAAGGAACAUAUAGCUAGAAAAUAAACAUAUUUUAUAUAAACGUAAUUUUUUCCUGGGAAUCAUAAUUCCAUGGAAUCUCAAUUUCUGUUCAAUCUGCAACUAGAAAAUUACCCAGAUUUUAUAGUACAGGUGUGUGUCUAAAACGCACUUUCAAAAUAAUGUUACAAAUUUGGGUGGAAAAUUGGCAACUGUGAAUUAAGGCCAUUCCAGGUUUUUUCUCUGUUUAGCGUCCACCCAUCUUUCAAAAACCUACCUACCUAUUCGCAAAAAACACAAGCCAAAACAUAAAACACAGGCUUAAAAUACGUAAAAAUGACGCCCUUCAAAUGAUUUGAUCUAAUAAAACUGCUCUAAUAGAAGAAAUAUCUAUUCUUAUGCAAAAACAAGGGAUUAAAUGCUUAAAAUACACCCAAUAUAACUUACUGUAUUGAAUUAUUUAGAGAAAUUGACAAAAUUCAAAAAUUUCGACUAAAUUAAUCAAUUUCAGGACUCCUGAUGUUGUGUGUUUUUUCUUAUAUGGGGUGUCAAAAACCAAGGCGCACGCGGACGCUAAACAUAGAAAAAACUUGGAAUGGCCCUGAAUCCUGUUUAAAACAAUGUAUGUGUACAGAAACUUCAUGUUAAUAUCAUCUUAACUCAAUUUUUUGAACAAUCAGGGGAUAUAUAUUCGAUUUAUAAAUAUGCCUGCAUUAAUUUUGUAUUUUUACAAAGGAAUUUGUAUUAAAUAUAAAAACAAUAUGGUCAAUUUUAAAGGUAUUUGAUUUUCUGUCAUUUCUACUUUGUAGCUGGAUAUAUUUUGUGGGAAAGUAAAGUAUUAUUUUUAAAAAUGAAUAUUGGCCAAAUGUUUGAGAAAAUUUUUAAACCUAAUAUUCUAGUGUUUAAAGAUUUACAGCUGAAGGUAAUUAUGUGUUUACAUGUAGUUCAUCUUCGUCUCCAUGGAUAAUCAAAAUACAUGUAACUUUAUUUUCAAACAUGCAUAUGCAUUCUCACUGCCAAUUUAUUAAAAUUACCUCCCUUGUAUUCAAUCCAUUUUUGUGUAUAUGUAAACCUUAUACUGAGAAUUUGAGAGUUAGAGAGUAUUGGUUUUAAUGAACAAAUUUGGGCAUUUCUCGUGUUUAUUUUUUCCAAACAGAUUAUAAGUUAAAAAAUUUUAUGUGUAUUUAAUUGUUUUGCCAAAUCUAACGACACAAAAUAUGUUUAAAGACAUGGUAAAUUGACAAUCGAUUAAGCAUUUUCAAUUUGUGAGUUUGUGAUGUCUUGGGUUUAAUGUUUUUAUAUGUAGGGAGAUUUUUUUUUGUGACAUGUAUUUUUGAUAAUUUAAAAAAGGGUCAUAAUCAUAUACAAAUGUAGUAAUUUAUUCACCUAAAUGUAUGUUAUACCGGUUUAAUUUUUUUUAGAUGUCUUUUGUUGUAGACCUGUAGCAUCUUAAUGAUAUAUUAGAAAAAAAAAGCUUUAAUACAUUUAGCAUUUUCCCUGGGUAUUUAUUGUUUUUAUAUGAACAAUGUACGCACAAGUUGAAGCGACUUUAGCUUCCUUUAUUUUGUGUAUAUAUUACCUGUAUUUCUUGUAUUUGUGAUGUAAUUAUUGUAGACCAUAUUCAUAUAUACAUAUGAACACAUUGAUCAGUUAGUGAACCUUUUUGCUCUUUUUUUUUUUUUAAAUCAAAGGAAAUGCAUGUAAAAACAUUUUAGAUGGAUAUAUUGCAUAUUAAUGUUAAUUUAUGCUUUAUAAAAAUAACUUUUGGUCAUGUUUUGAAAUUUUUUUUUCUACAAAUCCAACAUUUUUCUACUAUGUUGAUUUUGAUUUGAAAAAUAC